Lycium barbarum (goji berry) is the source of this 891-nucleotide messenger RNA. RefSeq lists its product as uncharacterized. The transcript is spliced from 3 exons. NCBI's taxonomy places the organism in Eukaryota, Viridiplantae, Streptophyta, Magnoliopsida, Solanales, Solanaceae. Bases 96 to 740 code for a protein of 214 amino acids. The record is from RefSeq and is a predicted model, not a curated record.
CUCUUCUUCAAAAUUGUAGGCUGCACACGUGCCUGCCUCAGAAGGUGCAACAGAUACUAGUUACUUCACAAGUCAUUUCUCUUGGAAUCCUUCCGAUGAACAUGUAUAUGCAGCCAGUGAACGUUUAUCAACCAUCUGAAGAGGAGCUUAGGGGUUACCUUGACCCAUAUGAAGAUGUAUUAUGUACAGAGUGUCAGCAAGGUGGUGAUGAUGCUCUUAUGCUACUUUGUGAUCUCUGUGAUUCACCUGCGCAUACUUAUUGUGUUGGUCUUGGACAUGAAGUACCUGAAGGUAACUGGUAUUGUGAAAGCUGUCGGCCAACUGUUCUUGCUUCUUCAAAUCCACAGAAUCUGAACCCUAUGCCUGAUAAUAGAACAAGGAGCAAUUUUUCUGUUGGGUCACCUCCUAUUGCUAAUGUAAGAGAAAUGUUUGAUCUUAAUGAAAUGUAUAUACCUGAUACCCCUUUGGCUGAAGAGUCCGGUGAGUUUCAAUCUCCCCAAGAUGGUCAAGUUUCUCCUCUAGCUUCUGGGAUUGGGGCAUUCACAGACCGACGUAGAAUACAGCGGCAAAUACAUCAACUCCUUCAUAAUAGGAGCAGACAACUUGGUAAUAGUCUCUUUGGCUCUCAAAUUGCUCGAAGUAGGGAAUUAGUAACUCAACCUGCUGUAGCACAAAGGGCAGUGCCUCAUAAUACGUUUUUCCAAGGAAGGCAACCAGAGAGUAAUGCUCGUUUACCUUAAAACUGUAACCUUGUACCGGAAAGGUCGAGUAAUUUGAGUGGGCUGCUGAAUUUGAAUGGAGCCUCUACAUGAUCGCAAAGUUUUUUUGGUGAAUUUUUAGAAAGUGAAUUGCAAGGGACCGAUGCAAGUUUCGGCUUUGGUUUGGCUCAUC